This is a messenger RNA of Trichosurus vulpecula (common brushtail), 11790 nucleotides long. It is a transcript of the gene SFMBT1, whose product is annotated as Scm like with four mbt domains 1. The transcript is spliced from 20 exons. Gene Ontology annotation, cellular component: nucleus. NCBI's taxonomy places the organism in Eukaryota, Metazoa, Chordata, Mammalia, Diprotodontia, Phalangeridae. Gene Ontology annotation, molecular function: histone binding; transcription corepressor activity. The coding region runs from base 125 to 2731 and encodes 868 amino acids. The record is from RefSeq and is a predicted model, not a curated record. Gene Ontology annotation, biological process: regulation of DNA-templated transcription.
CAUUCUCACUUAAAUGGAUAUCUGCUGACCAGAAGCUAGAGGGUUGACGAUUAGCAUCAGAUGGUGACUGCGUCUUACAAUUUCUGUCCCUGUGUCUGAGGGAGAUAGUCUGGGUGCUGUGGAAAUGAACGGAGAACAGCAGCUUGACACAGAUGCUGGAUCUGGUGUGGAGGAAGUGGAAUUUAACUGGGAUGAAUAUCUAGAAGAUACAGGAUCCAUAGCAGCUCCGCAUGGGUCUUUUAAGCAUGUGGACACAAGUCUUCAGAAUGGAUUUGCCCCUGGCAUGAAACUAGAGGUUGCUGUAAAAUCUGACCAUGAAACUUACUGGGUUGCUACUAUCAUUACUACAUGUGGACAGUUACUCUUGUUGCGUUACGAUGGCUAUGGAGAGGACCGAAAAGCAGAUUUCUGGUGUGACAUCAGGACAGCUGAUUUACACCCCAUCGGCUGGUGUGAGCAGAAUAAGAAGAUUCUCAAAGUACCUGAAGGUAUCAAGGACAAGAUUUCUGACUGCAAUGAGUUCCUACGGGAGACUUUGAAGGGAGCAUGUAGUGCUCCUUCUAACCUGCUAGAGGGCCUUCAUAAAGGGAAGAAUCCUUUGGAUCUCAUUGCACCAGGCUCAAGACUGGAAUGUCAAAAUUUCCAGGAUUCUUUAAGCACUUGGAUUGUUAAUGUAGCAGAUAAUAUUGGGGGAAGAUUGAAGUUGCACUAUGAAGGUCUGGAGAAUUCUGAUCAGAUGUUUGAACAGUGGUUAUUUUAUCUGGAUCCAUUCCUUCAUCAAAUUGGUUGGGCAUCUCAGCAGGGAUAUGAUCUUCAGCCUCCAACAGCCAUCAGGCAUUUGAAAAGUGAGGCAGAAUGGCGGGACAUCUUAACCAGAAUUAAAGAGGAAGAAGAAGAAUCAGUGAUACCCUCUGACUUAUUUAAGGAUAAACCGGUAAUUGGUCAUCACACAUUCUCUGUAAGCAUGAAAUUGGAAGCGCUAGACCCCUUGGCCCCUUUUGCUAUUUCUCCUGCUACAGUUGUGAAGGUGUUCAAUGAGAAAUAUUUUUUGGUGGAAAUCGAUGAUUUGCGACCAGAGAAUCCCACAAGACGAUCCUUUGUGUGUCAUGUUAAUAGUGCUGGCAUUUUCCCAGUACAUUGGAGUUUGAAGAAUGGUUUACAUCUCAGCCCUCCUCCUGGCUACCCAAAUCAGGAUUUUGACUGGGCAGAUUACCUCAAACAGUGUGGUGCUGAAGCUGCUCCACAAAGUUGCUUUCCUUUGCCAAUUUCAGACCAUGGCUUUAAGGAGAACAUGAAGCUUGAGGCAGUGAAUCCUACUGACCCUGAAGAAGUAUGUGUUGCUACUAUUACUGCAGUUAAAGGUUCAUACCUGUGGCUCCAGUUGGAGGGCUCUAAAAAGCCAGUACCUGAAUGCAUUGUAAGUGUGGAAUCCAUGAAUAUCUUCCCUGUGAGUUGGUGUGAAACCAAUGGAUACCAACUCCGAUCUCCUCGUCGAGCAGUAGUGAAUAAGCAGAGGAAAGUUGCAGUGGUUCAACCAGAAAAACAAAUCAUACCUUCAAGGAUGGUCCAUGAAAAUCUGAAGAACCAGGAGCCAAAUCCUCCAGACUCAGUCACAAUUAAUGGAAAAUACUUCUGUCCAAAGAUCUACUUCAACCACCGUUGCUUCUCAGGGCCUUAUCUCAACAAAGGAAGAAUUGCUGAACUGCCUCAGUGUGUAGGACCAGGAAACUGUGUUCUGGUUCUUAAAGAGGUUCUCACAUUGCUGAUCAAUGCAGCCUACAAACCAAGCCGUGUUCUUCGGGAGCUUCAGCUAGAUGAAGAUUCUGUGUGGCAUGGACAUGGGGAAACUCUAAAAGCCAAAUACAAAGGAAAAAGCUAUCGUGCUACAGUUGAGAUAGUGAGAACAGCUGAUCGGGUGACCGAUUUCUGCCGGAAAACCUGUAUAAAAUUGGAAUGCUGUCCUAAUCUCUUUGGUCCUCAGAUGGUUCUGGACAAGUGUUCUGAGAACUGUUCUGUACUGACAAAGACCAAAUACACACACUAUUAUGGAAAGAAGAAAAAUAAAAGAAUUGGGCGGCCACCCGGUGGGCAUAGUAACUUAGAGUGCGUCAUGAAGAAAACAAACAAGAGACGGAAGAGGAGAAAGAACUUCUUUGUCCAUAAGAAGAAGCGCUCCUCAGCAUCUGUUGAUAACACACCAGCAGGCUCUCCCCAGGGCAGUGGGUGUGAAGAUGAUGAUGAUCAGGAUGAAGUAGAUGAAGAAUCUCUAAGUGAAGAUAGUGCCUCUGAACAGCCAGAUGAGCUGCAGGAAGAAUCAGAAGUGUCAGAAAAGAAAUCAUGCUCUUCCUCUCCUACCCAAAGUGAAUUGUCUCAUUCAUUGGCUCAGGAUCGAGACAAGAGAAAAAGAAAACUUCGCACUUUUUCUUUCUCUGAUGAUGAGAAUAAACCUCCUUCACCAAAGGAAUUGAAGAUUGAAGUUGCUGAAAAACUGCAGCUAGACAGUAACCCACUGGAGUGGAGUGUGGCUGAUGUUGUGCGGUUCAUCAAAUCUACAGACUGUGCUCCAUUAGCAAGAAUAUUCCUGGAUCAGGAAAUUGAUGGGCAGGCCCUACUACUCCUUACCCUUCCCACUGUUCAAGAGUGCAUGGACUUGAAGUUGGGCCCUGCUAUCAAGCUUUGCCAUCAUAUAGAAAGGAUCAAGUUUGCCUUUUAUCAGCAGUUUGCUAACUGAGAAGGAUGGCCAAGGUGAACUGGACCUUUGAAGCACAAAUGCAGUGAGCCAUUGGUCCCUCUCUGAGAUGGCAUGCUAACUUUGGUGACCUCCAUAUGUCUGCUUGCUGUGAUUUUGCACUUUCAGGGAAGGAAGACCACACACAUUGAAGUAAAACAAUGCACACUAAGUGUCUACCCUGCCAAUGGAAUUGUGGUAGUCCUUUGUUCAUCAGAUUACAAUUUUUUUUUAAAUAAAAGAUUGUGGGAAAAGAGACUCCUGUGAGGAGAAUAAGUGUUUCACAAAUUCAGGUGGUGUGGACUAAGAACUAAGAGUAAUAUCCUAAGCUGCUGGAAAAUACUUUUUCUGUUCCUCCUUUUCUUUUUGUUCUUUUCCAUGGUAGGUUGACAUGUUCCCUGUUUCCUUUUCUUGGGAAAAGAGAACAUGGCUUUAACUUGGCACUGAUAUAAGGCUACACCUUAAGGAAGACCAGUGCUCCAUUUACAAUUUUCUUUUUAAGCUUUUUAAAACUAAAAGCAGCUCAUUGGGGAAUGUUUUGUGGAACCAGGGCUUUAUAUGUGUAUAGUUCCAUUUUAGCCCAUUUAAAAAGCUUUUCCUGGGGAUUUCUUUUUGUUACUAACUCUGUUGACAAUUGUAGUUAACAGUUCUGGGUGGGAUUUUUUUCCUGUGAUGCUUGUUUUGCUGUCACCAUAACAAUAAGGAAUUAUGUAAGACGAAAGUUGCAGAAAGACAUUUAAAAAACUAUAGUGAAAAAACGUGUGGCAACUUAUAACAGUUCCUGACUGACCUAAACCCAAAAUUCUCAUGUCAUACUUUACAGAGAUCUCUUCCAUUUUUGGCACUGGUCAGCUAGUUAAGUGGCAUAUCAAAGGUUUGUUAGUAAUUUAAUUGAAUAGGUUUCUCUUGAGCUUCUCAAGGAUUUUAUUAUUCUUUUCUCCUACAGUGGCUUCCCCAUUCUGUCUUGUCUCAAGGUUCCUUUCUUCAUCUAGCUAACAUUCAUUUGACAAACAGGCAAGCCUCCUUUUGCUCCAUUCCCAGCCCUACCAAGUAGUUAGUACUUCUAAUUAAGCCAAGUAGUUAAAACAUUAGUUUUAUUCAGGAACCUGGAGCACAAGUUGAAAAUCCUCAUUCUGUGGAGGUGGUUUAAAAAUCCAAAAAGAAGUUGAAAAGUCAGAGAAUUUUUGGACCUCUGCACAGUUUUUAAACUACUCUGAUUUAACUGCAGGGGAAUCUCAGGAUAGCAUGUCAUCCACAUUAAGAUGAUCCUGGUAGAACCAAUCUAUAGCUCUUUUAAAAUUUAUACCAUCUUUUUAGUAUUUAUGGGCCUGCUUUAAGUUAAAUUGAAAAUCCAAGUGAAUUUGCUUUCCACAAUUAUGCUGUUGGGAGGCUUCAGCAGAACUGUCCAGCUGAGAUUUCUUGAUUUCAUUGUGGAUAGGGAAAAAAGAAGUGUGCGCUCACCCCCUGUAAAUUAUGAAUUUUGAUGAAAAUCUUACUGGAUUAUCCCCAGUCACCAAUAUAUUAUAUUCAGACCAUCCCUCUUCUUCAUAUUCUACUUUAGAUUUCCCCACACCUACUAACUUAUUGAUUAGGAAUUCUCAUUGCAGGUACAGACAACAGAGCUUAUAAGGUCUGGAUCCUCUGUACCAUUAAAUAGUAAGUGAACUCCCUUAAAUUAGAACCUAUAGCCAAAUGACAAUAAGCACCAGUUAUUACAGUGCAUUUUGAGGAGGUAUUCAAUAAGUAUGUCUAAGUAAAUAAGGCAUCUGUUUAUUUUGGUCAACAUUCAGUAGCUUCUAGAUGGUUCUCUUGCUACUUGGAUACUUCAGUGGACCAGUGAGUUCAUCAGGGUAAGUACUCCUUUUGGUAAUGCAGGUACUCAUGUCCUUGGAUCUUUCAGAACUCUUUGUCUGUGUCCUUCCUGUAAAUUCUGCACAGAAGGUCCAUUCAAAGUGCUAGGAACUUCCUCUGGUUCUCCCAAAACUGCACCUAUAUCAGUGGGGGCUGACUAUCAUUAUACUUUGUUCUGGACAUCAUCUCUCUAGGCAAACAUCUUUCUGAUGUCAUCCUUUAUACCACCUCUUUUGUGUAAUUUUUGGUUGGUAAAAAUGAAUGCUUUGCAACUUGUCCAUCACUACCUUGAAGUCCUUUCUUACCCUUUGGUGACCCUCAACUUUAAUUCUUCUGGACCUGUGGAACUCCAUCACUAGGACUCAUUCAGCACCACUGGAAGCAUUCUACUGGGCAAGGAAGGAUAAUAAGGUCCCAAAAAGUACUGAACACUUUCCUAAAGGCAGUCCAACUUACUAUCUUCCUCUUUGAUUUGUGCCCCAGACCACUAUCUACGCACAAUAUUUGUCCAAGAUAUGUGUGCUAAUGAUAAGACAAUGCUACAGACUGGUUGCAACCAAGUACAUGUCAUACUCUACAGAGUAGACAUUCUUCAUCAACUCAGUUUUUCCAGUGUGGAUAAUUAACCAUGUGUUUCACUGGGACAGAUUUCCAGAACUUUGGGUCACCUCCACGACAAGGCAUCAAAGUAGCACUGUGUUGGAGGUCUCUCAUAUUAAAAAGUUUUAAUGUAAGUAAAUUAUAGCAUAAUGAGUAAAGAUAAUUGCAUAUUUCAGUAUAAAGAUUGGUCUGGUGAAGGAGUGGGGGGAAAUGUGUGCUAUUUUGCAUUAACUAGAAAGGUCACUUUUUGGUAUCUUGAUUAAUAAAAUUUUCUUCUGAUCCUAACUACCCAGUAGUGGAAUCAAUUCAAUUGAUAGUUCUGGGAAGGUUAAGGAAAAUUCCUCUCACCCCCAAAUAGUAUUAGAAUUUUAUAAUUGGGAGUUUGGAUUCAUAUAUUUCCCAUCUUAAUUAGGAAAAUUAAAUAUCCCUUUCACUAAAUACCACAAUUGAGAUGUUACUUUCCUCAAAAAUCUAUUUUUACUUCCAAAGGAACCAUAUAAUUCUGGAACUUAAAAAGGGGACCUAAGGGAUAAAUCUAGUACAACUCUCCAGUUUUAUGUUUGGGGAAAAUUGAAGCCCCAAGAAGGUGGUGACUUUACAAAAUUAAACAAGCUGGUCAAUAAUAUAACCUGAAAGAGGGGCCUGGGUGUUUUGCCUUCUCAGUCUAAGGCUCCUUUCACUGCUCAUAUUUCCGUCCUUCUACCCAAUCCCACAAUAUUUUAACAUGCUCUCAAUAUUUGUACUAUAUAAACUAAGUAAAAUCUCAGGGCCAUUUUCUUGGAAGGAGAGCAUGACUUAAGACUGAAGCAUUCAUGCCUGGGAAUUUUCUACCAAACUUCUAUUGCAUUACUCCCUCAAUAAAUAGAAUUCCUUCAGCAACUGUGUUAAAGAUGCAGAGUUAAACUCAAGAAAAAAACUACCUGGAAAUCCCAUGUGGAAGCAAUAGUUUGGGAAUGUUUGGUAUGUUGUUGUGUCCUUUAAAAUAUACAUUUCACCUUUGUAUUAGUGUAAGUAAUUAAAGCAGUAACCUUACUUUGUUUUGUUGGAAAGGUUAGAAGACUAUGAUGAUGUGAGCUGGGAGCAUUAACUAAACCUUAGUAUUUGAUAUCCAUUCUCUUCUCUCUGGGUAUUUCCUCCUCCAAUCACACCAGUUCCCUGGUGAUUCUUAUUGAAGUUUUUUCAUAGAUGUUCUACGGAGGAGUCAUCCAGCCUGAGGGAGGUCUUCUUUUGGUUCUUCACUGUCUCAGGGUUACUAAUGUAAUUCCCAGGCUGUCCAUCUGUUGUUUUGCUAGACAGCUGAUCCACCUCCUUUUCUGGCUAACAUGACCUCCAAAAUGUCAUUGGGAUCCCCACUUCUUGUGGGCAUGUUAUCAUUGUGAACACGAAACAGUUUCUUUACACCCAUAAUUCAUAUUUCUGUUGCCCCGUGGGUUACCUACAACUUAGAGUCAUUCAAGAUCAUGCUGUUCCAUUGUGUGUAGCCUGGUAGUUUGGGAUUGUUGAAAGUACUACAGGAUUUUCCAGAUUUGAUUCAGCCUAAACUCCAUUCUCAGCCUAGCUCAUCAUUCACUUGCAGCAGCUAUGCCAGUAUAUACAUGAAUCAGCAUAAAUGAGUUGCACAUUACAUAUCACAGCCUGGGAAAUACAAAAUUUUUCAUCCAUUUUAUUUUUAUUCUAUAUAAGGUUAGACCUCUCUCCUUUUCAUUGCUGUGAUCUGAGGAGGUGGUGUUUUUGUUUAGUUUUUGUUUUUUAGUAUGUUAGGGCUUGAUGCAGUUGAUACAAUGUUGUCUGUGAAUAAGAGCAUUUGGAAAACCUCACUGUCUAUGUUUGAAAUGCAUAUAUUUUUCGUUAUACUAGAGAACACUUUGGGUGACCAUAUUAGUCCCUUUUUUAUACCUUACUUGAUCAAUCAAUAAGCAUUUAUUAAACACCUACUAUGUGCCAGGCAAUAGGUCACAGACACUAGGGAUCCUUGAUUUUAGUACUCAACAGAUUGCUUAAGAAAGUUAUCUUUAAAGUUAAUGUUAGUCUAAUAUGUUUCUAAUGUACAUGUGGGAGAUAGCCUUCUUAGAAGAGAGCCUUCAAGGAUAUAGUUUGUUCUGCUGAGUCAGAUGCUUUUUAAAAAAAUAAUAAACAGUAGAUACAUUGAUUCUUGCUAUAGUAAGACUUAGGAAAGCCUGCUCGUUUCUUUUUCAUGUUUUCAUUGAGGAUACCUUUGACAAUUAUGCAGGCCAUUCUCCUAAAGAUGUUAUAGAACUUCGAAAAUGGGUAUAUGGGUUAACAGUUGUGGAAAUCUUCUCAAUCACACCAUCUGUGGUCUUUUCUAUUCUUUCAGAAUAUUUUCCUUUUUGAAAUAGCUUGAAAAUGGAGUGCCUUGACAAUGACCACCUUGAGCACAGAUUUCUUCUAUAUGCAUUUUGUCAGAUCAGCCAUUUUUCCCCAAAUUCAUCUUAAGUGCUGUCACCACUUCUUUAUGUAGUAUUUUGGGUAUUGAAAUGGCCAAGUACAUGUAUGGUAGUUAAAUUCAUACAAAUGAUUAAGGAAACCAGUAUGAUAAAGGUGUUGGCCAGUGCAUCCUAUUUCAUGUCUGUUGUCAUCCCCAACCACAAUCCAGUUUUGUCUGCAGAUGUUCUCAGGAUGACCUAGCUCUGCUUGGUCUCACUUCAUAUUCUCAGCCAAAUCAUUUUUACCCACAAUUGCUUUUGUGUUAUUUUGUAAAGUGAUAAUGCUCUUAAUCUUCCAUCAUCCUUUUCAGCAAAUAAGCUUAUACACUAAACCAAUGGUGUCCUUGGCUACCAUUUCUCUACCCUUGGCAAGAAGAUUAAGUGUUUGUUGCUGCGGCAUUUUCUGGGAUCUUUUGGCCUAUUCACUCUAGUGACUGCUUUGUAUCAUUUAAAUUUUUCUUAAAAAUCAUGACAAUGCCUUUUUGUCAGUUUAUUUUUCAUUUUUUGAAAUUAGUAACUUGUUUCAACAGAUCAGGUUUCAAGGAGUAUCUUAUAUUCAUUCAUAGACUUGCUUUUAAUUUGAUACUUACUUUCCUAGAUUUAGUUAAGGAAACAGAGACCCAGAGAAGUUGACUUGCUCAUUUUACUAGGGAUGAAGUGAUGGAGUGAGGACUUGAAUGCAGGCUUCUCUGCCUCUCACUCUCUCUUCAUAUCACCAUGUUGUUCCUCUUAAAACUACCCAGCUCUUUUCUUCUUUAGCCUUUGCUUUAACCAGCUGAGAUGGCUAUCGGAUCAGCAAUUAGUCUUUUCCAUAAUAAAAUUAUUAAAGUGUAGUCAUUUUUAUUUUUCACAUUGUGGUUAAGUGCUUACCAUAUCCAGAAUCUUCUGAGUGUCUUAGAGUCACAUAGCUUCUGGGGAGCCAGCAGUCCUUGAACUUCUUUGAUUUCUUGAUCUCAAACUAUAUUUACCAACAUGAUUUUUGUCUUCUUCUCCUACACUUGUUUUCAUGUUGAAGUCACCAAGUAUGGGGAUAUAUGUUGACUUAAUUUUGAAAAUUUUGUUAGUUUUAUCAAGAGUUUUUCCUAUCCAUCCUCUACAAUGUAAGAUAUUGUGUAAGCUUCAGUUAUUUUCCUGGUCUGUUUGCUUACAUUCAUUACAAGGACUGCAAGGCAAGAUAACCAAGUAUCCUUUGAUACAAUGAUGUUGCCUUUGGAAAAACUAUGAAACCAACUCUGCCAACUCCGUUAUUCAUCUUGCUGAGGAAAAUAUGCAAGUUGUCCUUCCAUUUAUUUAGCUGUAGCUUCUUUGUCUUCUCAUUUCAUUUAUAACAAAAAAUGCCAGUAUGUACAUGGUUAACUUCCUCUAGUAUUCCAGCCUGUUGGUAGUUUGACAGAGACGAGUACCAACUGUUAAAUUAAUGUUUGUAGACAGUCUGGAGCCAUGUGAUUCUUAGCAUCUCUUGCCACCUUUCCCACUAUCCACCCCCGUCUAAGAGAAAGAAACGAUCGACUUUGAAUUUUCAAAAGGGAUGAUUCUUCUUGAUUGCAUAAAAUAUUUCUAUGCUAGAUAUAGACAUAUGUGCUCUUCAUUUCUUGGGGAAAAUUGUCUUCGGUUGCUGUAUUCAAAGAGAAUUCAUUGUAGAAUAAUCAUAUUUGCCUAGAUUUCAUUUCCAGGUAGUACUCUUUGUUUACUUUAGUCUAACAGGAUAAGUCUUCCAUAACUGUGUGCUCAUCAUGUAUUGACAACUUUAGAAAUAUACUAAUAUGCUGUAGUUUUCCUCUAGGUCCCUCAAAAUUUAACAGGGUGAUUAAUAACUUGUUUCUGCUUGGUUGUGGUGUUAGGUAAAUCAUUUAAACUACAUAUACUGUGGGUUCUGGGGAAUUGUGGUUAGGGCUUUAGGUAGUGGAGCCAUCCAGACAAACCACAGUAGGACUCUAGUUUUCAUAUUAUCCUUGCUUAUUUUGCAGUAUAUUCUGAGGACAGGGCACAUUAUAUCUACCAGCCUUCUGGCAGAGAUAUGAAUACUUAAUUAUUCCACUAGUAAGCCAGAUAUCAAACUUGGCUUUUUUGUGCCUCUUUUUCCAGGAAUUAAAAUUGAACUCACUGUGAGAUAGGGAACAUUGGACCAUAGCUUCUUCAGAACUUGAUUCAACCUAACUUUCUACUUGGUACCAGUUCAGCAGGUGAUCUGGGAUUUGAAAUAGGCUCAGAACGAUUGGAAUUGCUCUAUUGGGGUCAGAUCUUAGAACCAUGUCCCUAAAAGGAAGGUAAAAGUUUUUUGGGAGGAAUGUACAGAGAACAUCAGGGAGUUUUAGGAGCAUGUGGGUUGUGACACAAAUGGGGGCACUGGGAUAAACUAUUAAAGAGGCUUUUAUUUAUCUGGCGUGUUCACCAAAGACUUUUCUUAUGAUUAAGAUGUUGGGAGAAUUGAGUUAUUCCUAUUCUCAUUAAUGUUUUGAGAGAAAAGCCAGGAGCUAAGUCCAUGGCAGAAGCGAAUACAGGACUUGGUCUCUAAGCAUGUGUUUGUAGGGAAUGUUUGUUUAGUUUCAGUUUUAAAAAGUAAUUUAACACUUUUCUGUAUUAUCAGUAGGAGACUCAUUGGCCUUAUGAAGCUGAUGAGAAGGGGAUACCGUCAGUAUUGGUGGGAAUCAGUGCCCCUUCUAUGAAGCUGAACUGGUUGGUUCUGGGUCAUUACAGUAUGUGGAGGGCUGCCUCAAAACCAUUGUAGAAAGUAAGCCUACCAUAAAGCCAAAAAAAAAAUUCAGUCCUUUCCAUGCAAAUAUUACUUAUUCUUGACUUUUUCCACUAUUAAAAACACUUUACUAAUGAACUUUUGUCCAUCUUACCCUUUGCAUGAGACUGUGAGUACUUUGGAAACUUGAAUUUCUCCAGAUAAGCCACAUGGGGACUUGAAUUUCCAGCUGAAGAGUUCUAAACUGUAUGCUCAAAGACAAGUCCAAUUGUAUCCUAUUCCAAGCCCACCUUUUUGGGUGCUCCCUUCAGAACUUUCCCCAAACCAUACAGAUAGCCUUGUUUUUGAAGGCAGCCUUAGGGGUAAAAGAGUAGAGGGUGGGUGUUGGAUGCACUGAAGAUUACAAGGUUCUUUAUUGCAAUGUCUGAAGAAUCUUCUAUUUUUACAGCCAGCAAACCAGAAAUUGAAGUGGGAGAAUGGAAAAGUGGGCCUUUAAUUCCCAUCCUAUAUUCCUUUUCUGGUUUAAGAGACAUGGUUCAGUCUGUCUCAGUGCUGUGACCUAUCGAAAAGGACUGCUAUUCAAAAGGAAAUAAGCCAGGACCUUGUCAGGUGGGUCUCCGACACCAGCAGUGAGGUGCUGACCCUGAAGCCUCCAUUGGAGGUAAGGGGUCUCACUUCAAUCAACUUUGGAGGCAAUAGGUGAAACUGGCAUAGCAUAAGGCCCCCCAUCUGAAAGAAGUUUUUGCACCAGGGUCAUAGUGUUUCCAUAUGGCUACCAUAUGUUACGUUCGUAUGUAGGUACCUGCUCUCUAACCUUGGCAGAGUGAGAGUGGAAAAGGCUGGGACACUUGAAUGGGGUGGUGGUUUGAAUUCUGGAACAACCUAAUAUAAGAAGCAGCUGACUUUGAUAGGUUAUGAUACUCAGGCAAAAACAAUAAGCUGGUUGUAUUGUCAGUUACUUAGUUCCACUUUGCAAGAAACCUUUAAGGAAGGUAUCUUGAGGUUUUGAGUUUUCCUCCCUCUUCUUUUUCCCCUUUUCUCCUUUUUAGUUGAAUAUCUCUAUGUAGACAAUCAGAGGUCUGCCAGGUAGGGACUCCUGGUUGGUACCAGCACCAUGUUUAGGCCUCUUUCAUAUACUAACUCAUUGGAACUGAUGCACUUUGUUUCCUGUAUUUUGCCUUUUUUAUUAGCUGCUUGUUUGGAACAAAAUGAAAUGCAUACUGUGUUGUGAUCUUCCUGCUUGCUGUUUUUUCCUUAAUUUCAAGCGUUAUGCAUCAAGGGUAAAAUACUACUUAAGGAGAAAUAUGCACAAACAAAUAUGCCUAUUGAAAAUAAUGUCCAUCAUGUUUGGUAGGUGUAGUGACUUCAAAGGAUUUUAAAAACUAUUUUAGAUGGGUAUUUUGCUUGUUUCCUUGUAAAUAAGAAUGUAAAUAAGUUUGUGGUAUGACAGUUUUAAGUGAUUGUAAAAAAAAUUA